GCGUUCAAACAGUCCAGUUCCAGUUCCAGCCAGACUCGGAGCACACCAAUGUCUCGUCUCAUCCCCCGGCGGCUCCACCGCGCCGUCUCCGCCGGCGGCGCGACCUUCUCCUCCUCGAGCCCCUCGAGCCUCCGCAGCACCGAACCCACCACCGCCGCCACCUCAAAUGCAAUCGUCAGCCUCGUCGCGGCAGGCGGCGACGGCGGCAGCCUGGAGGCCGACCUGGACCGCCUCGGCCCGCCCCUCUCCGACGCCGCUGUGUCGGCGGCGCUCCGCGCGCUCACGGAGCGCGGCGUCCCCGCGUGCCGCUUCUUCGCCUGGCUCUCCCGGCACAGGGGCGUCCCCCCGAGCGCCCGCGCCCACAACCUGCUCGUCCAGAACGCCGGCAGGCUGGCCGACUACCCCGCCAUGGCCCGCGCCCUCGACCUAGUGUCGGCGCGGCGGUUCCCCCUUACCGAGCAGGCGUUCGCGUUCCUGGAGGCCGCGGCGAGGUCGUCCUCAUCUGCGAGCAGCGUGGAUGACGCGGUGAGGGCGACUCUGACGAUUUUGGAUGGUGCCGGUGGCCCGUGCCGCGCGUCCGGCGUGUUCUCGCUGGUCAAGGCGUUGUCCUCGAUCGGCGAGCUCGACGCGGUUGUGUGGGUGAUCGAGGAGACGGCGAGGAGGGCGAGCUACUACAAUGUCCUCUUGGCCGCCAAGUGCAAGGCUGGUGACUUCCGGGGCGCCCGUGAGGUGUUCGACGAAAUGAGGAAGGGGAGCUGCGGCCCAAAUGCCAACUCCUGGAACUACCUCCUGGGGUGCCUGCUGAAGAAUGGCAGGGCCACCGAAGCGUGCGACCUUGUUGAGACCAUGGAGAGGUCGGACCACGACGACAUCCCGAACUCACUGACGUACGAGAUCCUCACAUACCACGCCUGUAAGGCGGGGAAGAUGGAUUCGGCAAGGCAGAUUCUCGAUCAGUUGUUCUCAGAAAAUCUGACGCCGAGGAUUACAAUCCACACAGCCUUCAUCAAAGGGUACUUCUAUACUGGGAGAAUCGAAGAUGCUUGCGAUUAUGUGAGGGCUAUGAGCACCAGGGAUUCACACUCCACGAACAGGAACUACAGCCUGCUCGCCAAGCUGUUGCACAGGUCGGGGAGGAUCGUCGAGGCAGGAAGUGUCCUGUAUGAGUUGAUGGAGAAGGGCCUCAGGCCUGACCAUUCUGCUUAUGUUACAGUGUCCAAAGGUUUGCACAAGAUGGGAAGGGGAGAUCUGUCUGCUGAAUUGAAGUCCUUGUUUCAGAAAUUCAUUGUACAGUCAGAUGAAUGAGAUUGCCAACUUCAUCUGGCAUUCCUCCAGACAAGUUGUUGUCUGACAAGUCCAACUCUUCAGAAAGCGUAGAGAGUUUGAAGAUUUCUCUUGGUAUAUGCCCAUCUAGUGAGUUGUGAGCAAG
Messenger RNA from Triticum urartu, 1429 nucleotides. RefSeq names its product pentatricopeptide repeat-containing protein At4g33990-like. Lineage: Eukaryota; Viridiplantae; Streptophyta; Magnoliopsida; Poales; Poaceae. The record is from RefSeq and is a predicted model, not a curated record. Gene Ontology annotation, molecular function: protein binding.